AAACAUAAUAGAUAAAAAUGACAAACAAUGCAAGGGAAAAUUGAUAGAAAUAUUAUAAAUCGGACUUAUAAACAUUACAAAGUAGGUUGACAAACAUCACAAAUCCAGCACUGGCGCCGGAAAAUUCCCAUCCUCCGUCUCCGAUCUUCGGAAAGCCUCCUUAGUCGUUGCCAGAAAGCGUCACUGAAACUCACUCUCGCUCUCCCUCCCUCCCCGUGACCAAGGUGGGUAAUUGAAAAGUUCCCACUUCCUUCCUCCCACGCGAAAAGCAACGGCGGAUGGUGGAAGGGAUGGGACGAGCCAAAUUUCCUACCGGCAAAGAGAUUUAUUAAAUUAUUUAAUAAUUGAAACUAAAAAAUGUAAUGUAAUUACUACAUUACCCUUCAUUAAAGUAGAUUAAUAUCAACCAUCAUAUUUAAAUGAUCUUAAAGGGUUGAGAUUUACUUAGUCACAUGACUAAGGAAACCCCCCUUAGUCACAUGAUCCUAGCCCAUGGGCCGAGGCGUUGGAGUUAAGGAUUCCCCACCCGAAAUCUUAGUUGGCAUGAGCUGCUUUUAAGAGCACUGUGUGAGCAAUUCAUAAUCGGUUCAACAGACCACAAACUAUAUCCAUCAAAAUGAACUGACGAAAAAAUAGAGAAUACAAUUACAUAUCUCCACGUUGGUGAUUCAAUUAGAAGGUUGAGGAAAACAUAAUGCACAACUUGUGUUUUUGUUUUUCUUUUAUCUGGUUCAAUGUUUACAGCACUGACUUUUAAUUUAGUAAAUAAUUGCAAAGUAAAUGAACACUGAUUGAACAAAAAGGGAAAAGGAGUAUACAAUAAUCUGCGUUGAUGUUGAAUCCAUAUGGGAGGAGUGGGGAAUCCAAAAUGAGAUGCUCUUGGUUGUCGUCCUCUUGCGCCUAAGUUUGGUAAAGAGCGAAUAGGGAGCAAGAAAGGAUAAGGUUGAUGACCGACGUCCGACACGCGAACCGCAACGACGUCGGCAUUAGGCACGCCAGCGUGAAAUCUGGUGUUUGUGAACCCCUCCUCCGCUUUGGCGUUUUGGAUCUCAUGUUGUCAAACUUUGGUUCGAAGAACCUUUGGGAAAUAGAGUUUAGGAAUACAGAAUACCCCAAUGCUGUAGUUAACCUGCAAGGCUGCAACCGCGAAACCCUCCUCACAUAUCCCCAUCAGCACUAACUUUCAGGUGCUUCCCCAAACCUCUAACCAUUCCCAAAAAAAAAAUGUCCCUUCCAUUCAUCCUAAUUAUUUGGAGUGCUAUUAGGCUUAGGCCUUGUGAAAUACAACAUUGGGCCAAAAUCAAACAUUCGUAAAAGCUUAUUGGGCUUCGUUGGUGGACUCGUUAGAAGGCUAAUUGACGAGGUCCGAAACCGCCUAACGACAGUGUAUCUGGGCUGGAAGACAACAUAAUGCACAACUUGUAUUUUUGUUUUUGUUUUAUCUGGUUCAAUGUUUACAGCGCUGACUAUCAAUUUGGUAAACUAAUUGCAAAGUAAAUGAACACUAAUUGAACAAAAAGGGAAAAGGAGUAUACAAUAAUCUACGUCGAUGUUGAAUCCAUAUGGGAGGAGUGAGGAAUCCAAAAUGAGAUGCUCUUGGUUGUCGUUCUCUUGCGCCUAAGUUUUGUGAAGAGCGAAUAGGGAGCAAGAAAGGAUAAGGUUGAUGACCGACGUCCGACACGCAAACUGCAAAGACGACGGCAUUCGUCACGCCAUCAUGAAAGGCGCUUGUGAACCCCUCCUCCGCUUUGCCGUUUUGGACCUCAUGUUGUCAAAAUUUGGUGCGAAGAACCUCCGGGAAAUAGAACUUAGGAAUACGGAAUACCCCAAUGUUGUAGUUAACCUGCAAGGCUGCAACCACGAAACCCUCCUCACAUAUCCCCACCGGCGCUAACUUUCAGGUGCUUCCCCGAAACCUCUGACCAUUAUGGGGGGAAAAAUGUUCCUUCCAUUCAUUCUAAUUAUUUGGAGUGCUAUUAGGCUUAGGCCUUGUGAAAUACAACUGGCGGCGAUGGAGGUGGUGGGUCGUCAUUGGUAGGGGGUGGUUGCUAGGAGUCCGAUGCAGCCCAUUACAAACCAAACGUUGCACAACCCUACUCAUACUUAAGAAAAAUAUUCAAGCGUCCCAAAUAUUACUACAAAUCUUCCUGAAAUAACUAUAGAAAAUAAGUAAAUAACUCACAUGCCAAUUGGCAAUUGCCAUCCUCGAAAUGGUGACAAAAUAGCAAAACCUAGCAUGCACUUCAGCUCUAUUGCUAGUCUUAUUGGAACUCGGUGAUGUAGGACUUAGCUUUUGGCAUGCGAGUAGCGGACAUUUGUAUCAUUAUUUUACUAAUAUUAGUGUUUCUGAACUAUAAUUUUUUAGGAUUGACAGAGAAGUCAGGGUGUGGAAAUGUUCGGUCCAUACCAGAUCAAACUGAUACUUAACCGGACUUCAUCAAACCGAGUAUAAUAUGGCCCAGUCCUUGGUCCUACGAAGCAUUGCCCCGACAUCCGACGCUAGAAGGCGAGAGCUUCACUCCAAAGCAUCACAAUCCAAUGUCAUUAUUGGACUAAAGGAGGCACAAUCUGAAUCUGAAGAGUGUUUUGUACUAAAACUUCUCUGAUGGCUUGUUGUUAUUGUGAUUCUUGGAAAACUCUCCUACAAAUUCCAUGAUAUGAGCGGUAAAUUUUCAUCUAGAUCAACAUCAAAUUUCCAGUCUUUAUUGGAAUAUGUCAGGGCUGGAGGGAGGAGGAGCUGCAAACUUAACAACUCUCAAGAGACGUUAGCUGCUGCAAUACUCUACCUUCAACAGGGUGCUAUGCAUGGAUAUGGAUUGCUUAGCAACCCCAUCAACUAUAUCUGCACUCUGUCUUCUACUUUUCUGCCAUACCUCUCAAAUUUCAGGUAUGUGUCCCUCUGGACAUUCUGGUUUCAAGAUAUUUAUUUUAUAGAGAAUAACUUACAUUAGGAGUCGAACAAUGUUCAUAUUGGCUACUGACUGUGAACAAGAUGUUGUAUCAUCCGACGAGUCACUCAUGGUAUCACUGUGCUCAAAAGUCUGUUUUCCACCUAAAGCCUACCCAGGUUGGAGAUGGUAAGCCAUUCAUUCUUGACCACAUUGUGCUUAGUGUUCUGGCCAUGUUGGAAAUACAACUACUGUACCUACUACUUGACUGGAAGUUGUGUAUGAACCUAACGAGUGCCCUUUGCGUUUAUUGUUCUCUAAACAUGUCAUACUUUCAACCAUGGAAGGAUGUUUUAUCUGAAGAAAUUGAUUCGAUGAAGAGGGUGAAGGAAUAUCAUGCAUGUCAGAUGCUUAACAUGAUUAUCUCAAAUGCCUUGGGGAAGAAACCAUUAGAAUCGUGGGCUUUAUCAUGUCAAGACAUAGAGAAGUCGGGUGUAUUUGAAUGGGAAAGAAGUAUGAUCGAAGACAGAAUCAUGAAUUUGAUCUAAUUGUUGUGUAAAAUUAUGUAGUUUAGUAGUUGUCACACUAGUCUGAAAAAAUCAGUUUCAAUGAAAAAAUGUUUUGGUU
This is a messenger RNA of Linum trigynum, 3515 nucleotides long. NCBI's taxonomy places the organism in Eukaryota, Viridiplantae, Streptophyta, Magnoliopsida, Malpighiales, Linaceae. The record is from the annotation of a GenBank genome assembly.